AUGAGCCACCAGGGUGCACCAAGACUCAAGGGCCUGGCUGUGCAGAGCCUGGUGAGAAAUGAAACCUUGGCCAUAUCUGCUCUGGAGGAGCAGCACGGGUUGGUCUUCCCACCACUGUUCAUAGAGGCCUUCACCGAGAGACGCAGCAGAGUCCUGACGGGGAGGGUGCAGGCCUGGCCCUUCACCUGCCUCCCUCUGGGGUUCCUGAAGAAGACAUUGUGGGCCAAGCAUAGGAAAGAGUCUAUCCACUUGUGCUGUAGGACACUGGACAUUGAAGUAUCCUUUCAGAAUAUCAGAAAAUUCCUACAAUCAGUGGACCUUGACUGUAUCCAGGAGCUGGAGGUGAGUUGCCAUUGGAAGCUGCCUACCUUGGGACAGUUUUCUUUUUAUCUGGCCCGUAUGAGUCACCUUGAGAGACUCCUUGUCUCCUACUUCAGGACACCUGCCUACCUUUCCCCAAUGAUGGGGAAUAAUUACGUGCUUCAGUUUGCCAAUGCAUUUGUUAACAUGGACCGUCUCCAGAAGCUUGAUCUGCACUCUGAUUCCUUCCUUGAAGGCCACCUGGACCAGGUGCUGGAUCAGGUGCCUCAAGACCCCACUGGAGACCCUCUCAUGAAACUGACCCAGACCCUCUCAAUAAGCUGCUGCAGGCUUGUAGAAUCUGAUGUGAGCCAUCUGCCGUGGUGCCUGACCCUCACUCAACUAAAGCACUUGGUCUUGACUAAAGUGAAACUGACCGAUUUCAGCCCUGAGCCCCUUCAAUUUCUGCUGGAGAGAGUCGCUGCCACUCUGCAGACCCUGGACCUGGAUGACUAUGGAAUCUCAGAUGCCCAACUCAGAGUCAUCUUGCCUAGCCUGAGCCACUGCUCCCAGCUCACAACCUUCAGCUUCUGCAGGAACCAGAUCUUCAUGCCAGCCCUGGAGGACCUGAUACACCACACUGCUGGGCUGAGCAAGUUUAACAGGGGGCAGUACCCUGUGCCUCUGGAGAGUUAUCAUGCUUCGGGAACUUUCUACCGGGAAAUACUUGCCCAAUUUGCAGCUAAGUUGAGGCGGACACUGAGGGAUUCGCAGACAAAGAAGAUCUUCUUUGGCCCAGUCCCCUGCACUGAGUGUGGCAACAGAUUCUUGUAUGAUCUAGACAUGGUUCGGCAGUGCUGCUGA
Otolemur garnettii (small-eared galago) is the source of this 1164-nucleotide messenger RNA. Its product is annotated as PRAME family member 12-like. Gene Ontology annotation, cellular component: cytoplasm. The coding region runs from base 1 to 1164 and encodes 387 amino acids. The transcript has 3 exons. Lineage: Eukaryota; Metazoa; Chordata; Mammalia; Primates; Galagidae. The record is from RefSeq and is a predicted model, not a curated record.